This is a messenger RNA of Engraulis encrasicolus (European anchovy), 2399 nucleotides long. RefSeq lists its product as uncharacterized. Lineage: Eukaryota; Metazoa; Chordata; Actinopteri; Clupeiformes; Engraulidae. Gene Ontology annotation, biological process: sperm capacitation. The record is from RefSeq and is a predicted model, not a curated record. Gene Ontology annotation, cellular component: sperm fibrous sheath; cytoplasm. Bases 41 to 2047 code for a protein of 668 amino acids. Gene Ontology annotation, molecular function: calcium ion binding. The transcript is spliced from 5 exons.
CUUAUCAAAAUAUCCGCGGUCGGUGGUCGUAGGAGAGAUCAUGGAACAGACCACCGAGUAUGAAUACCCCCCGAAGAUUAAAGUGCCGCGAAACCUCAAAAUUGUUAUUGAAAGCUUCAGUCGGGCUGUUGUGGAGAGGCAACCGGAAAGCAUACCACAUUUUGCAACCCUGUACUUUGCAGAAUUGGUUCAUUUUAGAGCAGGUCUACAUUGGAAGGAAGAUUUUCAAACAGUUGUGAAAAAGUUCCAUGAAAGCAGAGUCGACAGACUACCUGUUCGUGGUUUAGGCACUAUGAAAAAUGUGACUGGCAAGAAACCACCAUUAGUGGCAACUGCAGCUUUAUCUAUUGUACGAACUCAGAAGAUGCAGGAGAAAUCCCUUAGAGCCCAGGCUGCUGCUGACAAAAGAGGAAGUCUUGGUCCAAAUGUCAAAGUCAGGAUUACAACGCUCCAAAAGGCAGAGAGACUAAAGUCUACAAAAGACAGAAUGAGAAGGGGCAUGGAAAGAGUGAGAGAAUCCAUCACCGGGCAGACUGAACAGAACAUUGGAGCAGAAGUGUUCAGGAAGAAAAUGAAAGUAAAGAAGAAGAAGAAGAAGAGUAAACUAGUGAAGCCUGCAGUGCCAUGCGAAGAACCAGAGACUAAAGAGGAGUGCUUGAGUGUUUUAGAGUCCCAUGAUGACACUCCUGUUGCCCUCUUGGAUGACAAAGACACACACGAGAGGAAAGAUAGCGCAACAUCCCUGCCUGCUCUGAUAGACUUGGAACCAGAACACUCUCGUUUGGUUUAUCCCCCUCUACCAGAUGAGCACGUGGAUGAUGGGUGGCAGCAGAUCAUUGAGAAGAUAGAACUUCUAAAAUAUGCUGAGGCGAACUCGCAAAGAGCAGAGCCUGGAUCUGAGUAUGGAUCAUGUGCAAGUGAUGAUGAAGAUCAAGAAGAAGCUGAAGAUGAAGAAGAACACUCUGCCAUCUCGUCUUCUGAGAAGAAAAACCAGGGCGAUAACAAGCUUGUCAGGCCCGCCGUCCCUACCGAGGACCCAGAGUGUACGGCUGUGUCCGAUGUAGAGUGGGUCCCACCCACACUGGAGGAGGACGUAUUGGAAAGGUUGAUAAUCGACCAGAUUAAGAGGCUUAACAGAGCAAAACAAAUCGUGACGCAGACCAUCAGUCAAAAUGUGUCUGCCACAUCACAAGAGAUAGUACCCUCAAGCAGUGCUUUGGACUUAGACUUUGAAGAAGAAGACGAGAUCGAUGAGGCAGAUUUACCGCAGAGUGUACCACCUCAGGUGGAGACUAAAGCAAAACCAAUAGCAAUACCCAAACAGCAGACCAGUGCCCCUCAGAAAGUCACAACAAGUGGCACCACAGAGGUGGCACCCGAGAUGCCUGCCUCACCUGCCACCCAGCAAACUCUAUAUUGGGCACUGUGCCUGCUGGCGCCGCUCCAACCCGGUUCCCCAUCCGCCACUGGGCCUCAGCCAAUGGGUGCUCCUCUGCAAUACCCGCAGCAUCCCAUGCAAACAUGUGCAGACACAGAUCCGUCUGGCUCCCCUGUCGAACUGCCCCCCAUGGUUCUCCCAUUCCUGAGCCCCCAGACGUGGGGCCUGUACCCUGCCACUCAGCUUCAGAACACUCAACACGCCUCUUCCCAAGCGCAGGACCCUCUGCCUGCUGACCAUAUCAGUCCCACGUCCCAGGGAGUGAAUCGCAUGUCAAUGCGCACUGCUGCCACUGCUGUUUCUGUGGUCCCAAAGCUGAACGCACAGGGUCACAAGGCUACAGCGCAAAGCUCACCCACCCAGGGAGCAAGUGACCGUAGUAGAUCCACGUCCCCACAGAUGCCCAUGGUGAUGCUGACUCCUGGCGUUACCCCAGCAGGUGGCAGCACCACUCCAGUGAAAGAUGUGGCACAUUCACUGGCUGCCUCCCAGGGAGUGAAACGCAUGUCAAUGUGCACUGCUGCCACUGCCGUGUCUGUGGUCCCAAAGCUGAACGCGCAGGCUCAAAAGGCUAGAGCGCAAAACUUACCCACCCAGGGAACAAGUUAAGACAAGGCUGAAAAUGUGAAGGUAGCCCACUGAUCUUGCAUUGGAAUUUGGCAGUAUGUGUUAAAUCAGUGUCAUUGUUAUUAAGCUAACAGUAAUAGGCUUACUCAAUCAGUGCUUUACUUAGAAAGUAAGUAUUGCUUCAUGUUUCUACACACCAGCAUGAAAUUGUUGCUGUCUUAUUUUCAGUGACAGUUGGACUGUGUAUCCUCGUCAGUUCUGAGUGUGAGGGAGGAUAUCAUCUCAGCAAGUUUGUUAACCCCGAUUUCAUUUCUCUCUUACAGGAGUAUUCAAUCAAUCCUCUUUAAACUUCAAUGAACAACUCUCUGUCAAUAAACAUAUUGAAUUGAAAACA